Molecule: messenger RNA, 324 nt
Organism: Oikopleura dioica
Lineage: Eukaryota; Metazoa; Chordata; Appendicularia; Copelata; Oikopleuridae
Source: the annotation of a GenBank genome assembly
AUGUCAAAAGAGGUCAUGAGCGAGGAGUACUUGAAUAGCGCAUUGGAUCAUAAGAAGAUGAAGAUUUCUGGAACGCAUAAUAAUUACGUUACGGACGUUACUGGCACUCUAUCCUGGGCGAAUAUAAAAAGAAGUCUUGCUUUAUCCGAAAUGUGGGAGCGAACGCAGCAAGAAAACUUCCUCUCCUCCCCGAAUUGGCAGACUUUCAAAGACCGCUUUAUCAAUUACUCGCUGAAGUCUUGGUACUUUCUCACUAAUGCUAACGACUUUGCAAAACGUGAAACGGGAGAUUGCCUCUGCUCCAAUAUAAGAUUCUUUGUCUGA